Aspergillus terreus NIH2624 is the source of this 513-nucleotide messenger RNA. RefSeq lists its product as uncharacterized. The transcript has a single exon. The record is from RefSeq and is a predicted model, not a curated record. Bases 1 to 513 code for a protein of 170 amino acids. Lineage: Eukaryota; Fungi; Ascomycota; Eurotiomycetes; Eurotiales; Aspergillaceae.
AUGAGGAGAUUCGAUUCGAUCGAGAUAAACGGCAACUCACUAUCCUUGAGGGGGUUGCUGGUACGACAUGGUGGAUGGUACGAUCUGGGGCAGGUUGGUAUCGACGGGAUCACGAAGGAGGACCGUGUAUUUCAGGAGUUAUAUAGGGAGCCCGCAGUCCAGCCAGGCAGAAGAAAUACUGGGCCAUCAGCCCUGUCGGUGGGUGCAACAUUGGCGCUGGCUGCUCUUGGCCCUGCAACGAGAUGGAAGACCGACCCCACCUCCACCAGGACGAUUGGAUCCGGGGCUGGCUACAGAUAUACAUGGAGUAGGGGUCUUGCAAUCACGCCCCAUUACGACCGAGUUGGGUUACCGCCGUGUCUUAUGGUUGUGCAACGGGAGAUGCUCAGGCCGUAUGGGGUCUGGAGGGGAGGCCGUGAAGCGGUACCGUGGCGCCUAGUCUGGGAUACAGAGCGCCAAGAGGGCUCCGAAUUGGCGAGACAACUCAUCAGUGCGGUCAGGAGGUGUGGCUAG